Molecule: messenger RNA, 972 nt
Organism: Diaporthe batatas
Lineage: Eukaryota; Fungi; Ascomycota; Sordariomycetes; Diaporthales; Diaporthaceae
Exons: 2
Coding region: 56-703 (215 amino acids)
Source: RefSeq, a predicted model, not a curated record
CUAGCAGUCAGCCUCAGGCGCAACGAGAUUACUCAUACAUCAAUGAUAACUCCACAUGCAUAGAUCUCUUUUCGAAUACGCCCUUUUCUCCGUUUGCUAUACCCAAGACAAAUUGAAAAAAAGACAACGAGAGCAGCCAACCCACCAUGGCCCCUCCACCGCCUCCCCCAGCAGACUUCACACUAGAGCCAGCCCUGUCAGGCUACGACAUGCUCAUCCACGACUACCUCUCCAGGCUGAACGACAACCCCACAGUAAAGCUAGAAGGCCUGGCCACCGGCGCCGUCAUCUUCAGCACGCACCACCCAGCAGGCCAGCCAGACCGGGUGCUGCUCGUGCAGCGCGCGCCGCACGACUCGAUGCCCAACAGGUGUGGGAGGAGAGCGGGCUCGAGGUGCGGCGCUUCGUCGCGUGCGUCGGCGACGGCGAGGGCCUGCGGGCGGGCGCCGUGUUCCGCACCACGCGCGGCUGGCUCAUCUUCAAGCUUACGUUUGUCGUCGAGGUGCGGGACUCGUCUGCCGUGAGGCUCGACCCCAACGAGCACCAGGACUACGUCUGGGCCACGGAGGAGGAGUGCCGGGCCGGGCUGGUCGGGAGGUCUGCCGAGGGGAAGGGGCCGGCCGAGUUGGUUUUCACGACUGACGCGCAGCGGGAGUCUAUCAUGAGGGCUUUUGGGAUCCGCAGGAAGGGUCGUGGGCAGUGAGAAGUGAUGUUACAGAAAGGCUCCGUCUCAUAUCAGUAGCCCAAGAGCUGUAAAGAUUUCAUGGCUGGCCGUGAUCCCAACCACUCACAAAUUUAUCGACUCGGACUUUUGCUCUAGAUAGACAAUAACAGAAUAGACCCCGACAUUUUGCGACACCAGGGGUUUACAAGGUACCUAGUUAUUGUGCAGCGAAACUCGUUUAUCAAUGCUACGGAUGGAGAAAGGCAUGCAACAUACCCCAUCGUUCUUAUGCAGAUAGCAUGACUGAG